AUGGAGGGUUUAAACAAGCACAUUUCUGAUUUUCUCUUUCUCGCACUAGUAAACCGAGAAGCCCACUGUCCGGCAAUAGCCAGCACAAUCCGAAGUCCUUCUCUUGAAAACAACGUCGCGUAUUCGCUUAUCGUGCGUUCCAAUAAAGCCUUUCUAACAAGAUCAUACGUCAUGAAGUCACACUCGGUCAGCUCUCCUUCAGAGAAAAAGGCUUCCUUACCGAGACCAUUGCCUUUUGCUUCCCUCCACUUCACAUCCCCGCCACUUCCAACGCACAAGUCCGAAAAAUUGGCAAUCGUGUCCAACUGA
This is a messenger RNA of Chondrus crispus (carragheen), 309 nucleotides long. RefSeq lists its product as hypothetical. The transcript has a single exon. Bases 1 to 309 code for a protein of 102 amino acids. NCBI's taxonomy places the organism in Eukaryota, Rhodophyta, Florideophyceae, Gigartinales, Gigartinaceae. The record is from RefSeq and is a predicted model, not a curated record.